Messenger RNA from Amphibalanus amphitrite, 1747 nucleotides. RefSeq names its product adhesion G-protein coupled receptor G2-like. NCBI's taxonomy places the organism in Eukaryota, Metazoa, Arthropoda, Thecostraca, Balanomorpha, Balanidae. The record is from RefSeq and is a predicted model, not a curated record. Gene Ontology annotation, molecular function: G protein-coupled receptor activity. Gene Ontology annotation, cellular component: membrane. The transcript is spliced from 3 exons. Gene Ontology annotation, biological process: cell surface receptor signaling pathway; G protein-coupled receptor signaling pathway. The coding region runs from base 1 to 1698 and encodes 565 amino acids.
AUGGAGGCAUGUCUGUCUGGAGCUUCAGAUUCUGUGCGAAUCAGGGCAGAUUCUGAAAUGCUGAAGCUUCAGUGGACUUGUACAAUACUUGCUAAUAAGUGUGGAAACUCAAGUAGAGUGCAAGAAAAGGGAACACAGGUCCUCGAAAGGUCAUGCUGUGCUCUUUGUGGAAACAUUGGAACGCCGGAGAGUGUCAGAGUUGACGAAAAUGAGACUGAAGACAGGGAGGAAACCAGUUCCACGACACUUUUAUUGGUGCUCAACACAAACAUAAGAUACGAGCAUGAUUCCUUCACAACCGUUUCUUGUAAUGAUACUUCGUUUCGGAAUGGGUUCUCUCUCAAGUAUCGCGACUGCAUUCAUAAAAUGAAGCUAUCAAGUGGCGUAGACGCUUCUGAGUUCACCAAUGUCCUACUUGAUUCCACAGCUCAAGCUAAGGACAAUAAGACUUUGAAUGAUGCCACCAAACGCAAACACCAAGUGCCUUGCGUCAAGUACUUGCUGUUUGCUGAUGAGUUCGAGUUGCAUGACGACGGAACUGUGUACGCCAUCUCUCAAGACAGGCAUUACAGUCCUGACGAGUACGAACACAUUGGAGAGAACGUUGCCAUCUGCUCAAAAAUUGCCGGCUUUGGCAAAAUUGGCGACACAAUCUCCAUCAUUGCGCUCGUCUUCGUGUCCGCCUCCAUGUUGUGCCUGUGCCUCCAUCUGGCGGCGUUCUGCUUGGUGCCGAAACUCCGAAACCUCCCCGGAAAGAAUCUGGCCUCGUUCUGUGUCGCACUGUUGUUGUCGUACACGUGCCUCCUGGCUGGCCCUUUUCCGGAAGUGGGCAGUAGCAGCUGCCGCGCUCUUGCUAUCAUCAUCUACAUCGCGUUUAUCACAUCCUUGCUCUGGACCAACGUCAUGGCUUUCGACGUCUUCACCACAUUGAGGCGUUCCGCGACAGAGCUCCGCGUCUCCAGCGGCGGCCGACCGCGGCGGUUCCUGUUCUACUGUCUGUACGUCCUGCUCACCACCGGAGCCCUGGCGGUGUCGGCCGUCUCCGUGGAUCUCCUCAGAGACCCCUCGGACCCGUACCGGCCCGGCUUCGGCGACCGGGUCUGCUGGUUCAGCCGGCCCAAGGCCAUGAUGAUGUUCUUCGCUGCGCCACUCGUCGCCCUCAUGGUGGUGAACGUGGCGCUCUUUUGCGGAAGCGCCAUCAUCAUCCGAAGAACGUCGCAGGCGACAGUCAACACCGCUUCGUCAAAGACGAACCUGCGGCUGUACACGCGGCUGGCACUGAUCACGGGCAUGUCGUGGGUGAUCGGCCUGGUCGCCGGCUGGCUGCACUUCCCGCCGCUCUGGUACAUCUUCAUCGUCCUCGACACACUGCAGGGCGUCUUCAUCUUCGUCUCGUUCACGCUGACACAGCGCGUGCGGCGGGACGUCGAGCGCGAGCUGUCGCGCUACUCCGCCAAGAGGAGGUGCUCAAGGCAGUCGCUUCGGUCCUCUCGUGAAAAGAACACGGUGAAAAGGGGAAUUGAAGGGGAGAGGUGCGAAAGAGUGUUGAGGGGAUACGAGAAUACCGCGGUGUCUGAGAGUCUGCCGGGAUGCGAGGGAGCCAGUGGCAUUGUUAGGUUGAGCGUGAUUGAUCCAGUUUUUGCCGUGAAGGAAGAAAUGCAGGAAGAAAACUUGGAAAAUGGUAAAAACGGAAUGUAAAGAAAUGAAUACAUAGUGUCACAAAGACAAAUAAACGCUAACCUAAGAA